CCCAAUUUCGCGAACUAAGUUACUUUGUUUUAGCCCUCAGCAUACAACCUCCCGUUGGCUUGAUCGCCUCAAUCUCUCGAUAGUAUUACCAGUAACCCUUUCCUACAUUUCUCCCACGCUCAAUCUGUGCUUUGACCAGCCACUUUUUUCGUCCUGUAUGCAUUGUGUCACAUUCCUGGUCGUGGUUGUAGAAAUUUCCGAGAAGACACACCCAAAUUUCUCAAUAUUGUCAAUGUGAGCAUUUCCCGAAGAUAGCUAGCUGACUAGCUCGGAGAACCGACAGGAUUGCGAUUUCCUCGCCACUCUAAUGGCGUCGAGUUAUUCGCCGUGAGUUGUUUGCACCGGCAAGGCCUCAAGGGCAGGUACGCGGCGGAGAUUCUGAAGUACAUGUAGUUUUUGUAGAAAGGAUAGUCCAUGAAGACGUUUCGGAGGCAUACCGAGGAUGUUGGUCUAGCCCGUGCAAGGUGCUAAUAGAAUGCGGAGCAUAGGACGACGGACUUGUCGAUCCUCUUGCUGGACAUCGGGUUUCAUCAGCCGAUCAUCUUCCGCAGGAACAGCAACGCCUGAGAGUCGGUCCAUGUCAACGUCUCUGCUCCGGCUAUGGUGGUGCUUAGUGAUUUGUGCGUGUCGCUUUGUGACGAUAACCAACUCGCAAACUCUGUCGCAUCCCGCACCGGCAUGGAGAAUGACGCUGGCACGUUAUCGCCAGGACAACGGGCAAGCGCUAUUAGACUUUGACGAUGGACUCCUCAGCAUCGUCUUUUCAGCCAGCGUUCCCUAUCCGGUGUGCACUAACUGGGUUAACGAUCAUGCCGCGGAGUUUGUUUGUCGAAGUCAAGGUUAUGACGGUGGCACGGUGUAUUAUAGACGACGGAUGACAUUACCAUCAAACGCGACCAGCACGGGGUUGUACGUUGGUGCAAAGGUUAUGUGCAAUUCAACAGGAUGUUUCAACGCGUCUGUCACACCUCUGUGUCAGUCUCAGUUCUCUCCCUUCGUACGCUGCUCUUCCGCAAUGCCACCUGGGCGUCCGUAUCGCAUUGUUGGAUCUGGCCAUCCUGAUCUUGGUCGUCUGGAGCUGCAGGAGUCAGGCCGCUGGAAUGCUAUGUGCAGAGACACAGUAGACGGGUUCUCUAUGAACCUGAUGUGUUUGGCACUGGGCAUGAACGGCCUGCACCACCUAUUCAGCAUGAACAGCAACAGCGCUAAUUUCUCCACCAGCAGUAUCAGUAAUGGGACGUCGAAGACAGGACUGCGAAGCGACGCUCUGAGCACCACCACCACCAACCCAGCCACCAACACCGUCACCAUCAGCAGCAGUAGCAGCAUCACCGAGGGCAGCACCUCAUUGUCGCAUCUCACACCGAGCGUUUCACUAGCGAAACCUAUUACGGACAGUAGCAGCGACAGUAAUGCCACCCAGCCGCCACUUAUUGCGAGUUCCCGGCACAUUCUCUAUGACGAGCUACGUCUAAUGGGCCCAAGUGUCAAGGAAGGCUGGGUGAUGAUGAAGGUCAACGGUUGGUGGAACGCACUCUGUAAUCGCGGUUGGAAUCAGUAUGCUGCAGACCUAGUGUGUCAUGCAUUGGGAUUUCAGCAUGGAUCGGAGUCACUGGGCUCUCAUACCAUGGACUCUGACCUUAUAAGGUACUCACCAGAAUAUCACGGCAUAAUCUGCCCGAGCACUGCACGCCAGCUCACUGACUGCCUGGAGCCGGCAGGCAGCUCCGACUACUGCACCGCGCCAAAGAAUCACAACAAAGCAAGCGUCUGCUGCAACGUCACCGGCUCAAAUUCACUACGCUUAUCCCAUCACAGGCAUGGCAUCCCAUCGAUCUCGAAUCCGCCUCUCUACUUCUGCCUGCAAGCGUUCAAUGAGUUCCACGCCAGCUUGCUGUGUAGAGAGCUAGGGCUGACUGGGGGCAGACUCACCGAGAAAGGAUUCUCACCAUCUCUCCUCACCUCGCCAAUUCAGACGCACGCCAUUGGGAUUGUGUCAUGCCCGAACACGGCGCGAGUGCUGAACGAGUGCAUGACGGCCACCCUGGACACGACCCAGUGCGCCUACUUUCCCAACAUUGUCUGCAAUGAGGAGAGUACGGCAAAGCCGAUUGGCACAAUGGGAUUACUAAACAGCGAUGCUGCAGCUCCAAACACCGAAAUGAGCUAUGGCCGCCUGCUCCUGACCAUUGAGGGCAUCAGCGGUACUGUGUGUGCGCCGUCCGCGAACUACUCCUGGUCAAUGGCGAGUGCCAACAUUGCUUGCGUACAGCUGGGUUACAAGGACGGUGCACACACCUGGACACGGGCGAGAGAUGAUCCCAGAUUUCCAUCAGAUGACCUGAAGGUCUAUCGCACGUACCAGAAUAUCCUGUGCGAAGGUACGGAGCGCAGCCUGUUCCGAUGCCACUUCCAGCCGUUUGCCAGCGACGUGGACUGCGACCAUGGCGAUGACGUCAUACUGCACUGUCGCAUACGGCCAUCACAGCCAGGUGAUCCUGGAACCGGGUCAUCGGAACGUCCGACAAACUCUUCCUCAUUGCUGCCAGCGUUCUAUCAAGUAGCUCUGCCUAUCGUUAUCAGCUCAGUGGUACUGGUUGCUUGUGCCACCGUGAUGGUACUGCAUUCGCGGAGGAAAACUGAAGUUGUCAGCAGCCUGGGUGACAGCAGCUUGACUGAUCGCAGCAGAUCAGGAAUCAGCUCCAGCAGCAGUCCGGCCAGCCACAUUGAACUCAGUGCAGACGAGGCCCUGGCCCCACCUAAGCACCGCGGCUCUUGGGUGAGGAGUAUGGUGGGCCACCUGAACAGCAUCGGCUCCAGCUCCAACUCGUCCACCGGCGGCACCACAUCGCCGGUUCAAGGUCCCGUCUACGCCAUGGUCACGCACGGCAGCAAGAAGCCCGGGCACAGCGGCAACCGGCCGAGCGAGUCGCGCACCGAGCAGACGUCGCUGUCGCCGAGCUCCACGUGCGCCACCGUGUACUCCAUUGACAUGCUACAGCAUCCGGCCCUGCACUCGGCCGUGUGCGGUGCUCUGGUGCCCGACCUUGCCACGCUGGCCUGCAUCGAGGACGUGACGGACGAUGCCACCACUGCCGCCACAGCAGCCGCACACCAGCAGCAGCAGCAGCAGCACAGGCAGCACUCGGCGCGCGCCAGGACCAACAGCCGCUGCGCAGUGCGCGAGCGCUGCGCGUCACUGCCGUCUCACUUCCACCGUCCGUCCACUCCGCACCCGCGCAAGGACAGGACGAGAACUGACUUCGAGUGGCCCAGUCCAGGCGCUGAUGCCACCGCGGAUGGGAGAGAUGGUCGUCCAAAGCGCGCCGUUAGAAAUAGCAGCGGUGGCUCUGGCGGCGGUAUGUUUGCUACUGUUGCUGCUGUCGGCACUGCUUCGAGUGGCGUUGGUGCCGCUAGCGUUGGCACGACUACUGCCAAUGGUGGUGUUGGUGGUGGUAGUGGUGGCGUUGCUGUAACCACCAGUAGUCGCAGGAGCACCGGUUACGCCGUCUGCAGCAGGAACGGGAGUACCAGCGCUGCUGCCACCACCGCCAACGGAGGUGCGUGUGCGGGCAGCGGCAGUUUUUCCAAUCCAGCCACCGGUAACGGUGGUGGUGGUGGGGGUAUGAAUAGUGGCUCGGCGGCUGACUCUCCCAAUCCGCACUUCUCACAGCUGAUCCGGACGUACAGUCAGUCAGCGGAGAACCGUUCCAUACACAGCGAGACCAUCGUGUACCGACGUGCGGUGUCGCCCAAGCUGCCUCGUAGACCUCUGAGCUGCCGAGCGUAUCCUCACCAAUACCAGCCACAUCAGCAAUCACACCACCACAACCAGCAUCAGCAGCAGCUUAACUUCCCCGUUCACAUGCACGGAAGCAGCUCUGCUAUCGACGUGGGCGGUGCAGGCUGCCGGCCUUGGUCGUCCAUCGGGUCAAUAGUAUCUGCCGGGACCCAGUCACGAGACGGCUACCGGGUUAAGUCGCAGUCAUCGCAGCCGCCGGAAGCGUUCAACGGCGAGGAAGACGGCACGGGACCGCCUGCCUAUCAGGAGCGCGUCUCGCAGUUUGCCAGUGCCCGCGAUAUGACCCUGAUGUCAUUCAGCACCCUGCCGUGCGACGACAACCAGGACGUGUAUUACUCGCCGGUGGUGUCGGAGAACGAGAUUGACCCGCGCUUCCAGCAGCGCGAGACGUCCACGGACAGCUCCAUUGGCAUGCACGCCAACGUGUUCUUCGGCCCCGCGUCCUCGGCGAGCUCCUCCACGCACAACAUCGCGCCCGGCUCCGUGCCGCGCGUGGAGAGCAACCCGCUGCUGAGCACCUUCCUGCAGAAGCACGUCUACGAGAAUCGCAUGUACGUGAACACGGUGGGCAGCGCCGCGGGAAGCAUGUGCGGCGUGGCAUCCAUCGCCAGCAGCAACGACCUUGACAUUGGUCAGCGUGUUUCGCCGCCGGCGCCGAUGGGCAACGACAUGGUGCGGAUGAGCACGAUGACCGACAUGGUGGAUAUACCGGCGCUCGUCUUGCCCACAAACGAGUACCUGCAGUCGAGUUACGACGACGGCGGCGUCACCCCGCCCGUCUACUCACCCGAGCCCGUGACCAGUGGGGGUGCCAGUGCCGCUGCUGCUGCUGCCAACGACAGCGUGGCGAUGGGUCUGCAGCGGUGCUUCCAGAGCCCGCGCUCCGUCCUGUCCACCGCCACCUACAUGCUGCAUAAUAGCCCACGGCCUGGCGAGUCGUCGUCCUCCAGCGAGGGUGGAGUGAGCUUGGAUGGCGAGGUGUGCAUUCCGCCGAGCUACUCGCAUGCCCGCGGCCUUGGCCACACAGGCUCGCCGCGCCUUUCCCAGCCGAGAUCGGAAGCCAGGUCCAGCAAUAAUGCGACCGAGGAGCGUCGCAGCAGUGCACAUGCACCUCGCUUCCCGGUGCUUCUGACGUGCCCCCACACCGAGGGUCUGGAAACGACGCAGGAAAUACAGCCGACGGCAUCGUUUCACAGCGGUCGGCUGCCGUUCUGGCCGGACAUGGAGAGCGAGAUUUAGCGCAAGGAGCUCCAGAGAAUUGCUACCUGUCCGACAUGCAAUGGCGCCCUUCGAUGCCAACACACACCCAUCGUCGCAUACCCGAUGGAAAAUGCACCGAUCACCAAGCUGGAGCACCCAUCACCACCCAUACUUUAGACCACAGCGGAAAGCCAGCAUGCUCACCCCAACUGAGACAUCUUUCCGGCACACCAUGUUUGAAAUCCUCCUGGGGAGCGAGCUACGCACUUCUCCGGUGCUCUUGAUGUCUGGAUGGCUUCCAUCAUUCGACCAAUGGUCACAUCGACACGUUUAGCUGCUGGGCCAAUCCCACAGAUGCAACACACCAUAUGCCUGAGCUCCUAGUCAAUCCCACCAAUGCAACACACUAUAUGGCUGAGCUCCGAGCUCAGCCCACCCACAAUGGCUAUAUCCCAUGCUACAACAGCACAGUGAUGUAUUGGCAGUCCGGCUGCCUACACUGCUGUUAGCCAUCACGGGGUUGGUGCAACAAGCAAGCAGCUGGUCUGACUUCCCCCCCACGAGCAGGACAAGAACACGGAAUUUGAAGGAAAAUGGACGGAUUGGAAUUUCAACUGUUCCCGCGCUGAUUCGGGCAAGACACAUCAUGCUGCACUCCCGAAUAUCCAAACUCACUCACGCGUAUGACCAAUGGUGCAAUGGCCCGGAAAGGGCACCUGUGUUGAAAUACGUCAUUUGGAUCUCACCAAGCGUGACUUCGUCCACUGGGAAUGUGCCGACACUUCUGCGAAUCAGCUUGCAGGUAAUUGCCCUGUGUAGCUCUGAAACACUCUCACCCCCUCUUCUCCCCCACCCCAGACACGUGCACACACAAGCUUGCACACGAAUACAUACCCGCGUUCAUGCAUAUAUGCAUACCUAUACACACACGCACACAUGCACAAUUGAAUCAGUUAUGAAAGAGUCAUGAACCAAACAUGCCCGAACGCAUCCCGAGAUCUACCCAGCACACAUCCACCGCCGCCGUCAUCAUCACCCCUACCCCGUCCACC
Sycon ciliatum is the source of this 6054-nucleotide messenger RNA. Its product is annotated as location of vulva defective 1-like. Gene Ontology annotation, cellular component: membrane. NCBI's taxonomy places the organism in Eukaryota, Metazoa, Porifera, Calcarea, Leucosolenida, Sycettidae. The record is from RefSeq and is a predicted model, not a curated record.